AUGCUGCGGCUGCGUACGCGGCGCAGCGACUGGGCGUGCCAGCGGAGGAGUUCAUCGACGAUGGCUGCGGGCGAGGCGUAUGCGCUGCUCGGCGUGCGCCCGGGCGCCUCUGCCGCCGACAUCAAGGCGGCCUACCGUCGGCUGGCCUUGCGGCACCACCCGGACGUGGCCGGACCCGGCGACGCCGAUCUCUUCAAGCGCAUCACCAGCGCGUACUCGCAGGCGCUGCUCGAAGCGGCGCAGGGCGCGGGUGGAGCGGGCGCGGCUGCAUCGGCAGGCGCCGCAGGCGAUAGCCGGCGAGCGAGGGCGGGCGAGUCUGCGCGUCGUACCGCCCGCCCGCGCGGACCGUCCGACAACUUUGACCACGCGGAGUGGGACGCCGCGCACUACGGGGCGGAGCGGGAGGCGCGGCAGUCUGCGUACGCGCGGGAGCUGCACAGGCACGCUCGCGGCGCGGGAGGCUUCACCGCGAGCGGAGGGCGUCGCGAGCGUGCAGGCGCGCAGGGCGGCGGCGCUGGCGUCGGGUCGGAGGGCCGCUCGAUGGGCUCUGUGCUCCUCUACGCUGGCGCGCUGUACGUGGUCUACCACCUCGUCUACUCGACUCACUUUGGCUGGCUCAGGGAGGAGGCGCACCUGCUCGAGGCGAAGCACAUGGCGGACGCGGAGCGGCGGCGCAGAGCCUCGAGCGGGAACGGGUGA
Molecule: messenger RNA, 699 nt
Organism: Emiliania huxleyi CCMP1516
Lineage: Eukaryota; Haptophyta; Isochrysidales; Noelaerhabdaceae
Product: heat shock protein-like protein DnaJ
Exons: 1
Coding region: 1-699 (232 amino acids)
Source: RefSeq, a predicted model, not a curated record